Megalopta genalis is the source of this 2185-nucleotide messenger RNA. RefSeq lists its product as uncharacterized. The record is from RefSeq and is a predicted model, not a curated record. Lineage: Eukaryota; Metazoa; Arthropoda; Insecta; Hymenoptera; Halictidae.
ACGACGAACAACGUAGCAUCAGUGGUAGCAGCAGCAGCAGCAGCAGCAGCAGCAGCAGCCGCGGCAGCAGCAGCAGCAGCAGCAGCAGCAGCAGCACUAGCUACAACACCAGCAACUACACUAUCAGCAGCAACACACCGGCGCCUCUUGUUCCGGCUGGUGUGUGCCGCAGUAGCGGCCGCCGCUUCUCUGGCCGAGUAUAGAUUUUCAAUUAGUGCAACCCGAAGGAACGUGGAUAACGAUGUGCCGGGGUGACGACACCUGCUGACCACCUCGAAGGUCGCCGUCCGCGCGGGUCGUCCUUCCUCCGUCGUCGGUUGUCAGUGCGUCCGAACGAUCCUCGGAGUUUUCGCAGAGACCGUCGCACCCGCCGUCGCCUCCGCGGGGGGAGGGGUCCUCGGGGACACAGACGGACAUAGAGAGAGAGAAAGAGAAAGAUAGAGCGAGAGAGAGAGAGAAAGAGAUCGAUCCCUCGUUCCUCGUCGUGUGCGUGAACAGUGUGCUACCGUAGCUCCGCUAGCUCGUCCGAACACCAUGGUUGACCAGUGACACCGUUCACCGCUGCGAACAGGAUACCCCGGUGGGAGAGAUACCCCGUCACCCGUCGUCCAUGGUGGAUGGCCGAAGGAUCAGCGAGGAUGGCGCAGCUCCGGACGAUACACAGGACCCUGCUGUCCAGGCUGGCGGCACUCUACGUGCUCAUGCUGCACUCAGGCGUGGUGGCCCUUCGAAUGACGGCCCUGCAGAUCCCGCAGCACGUGGUGCUGAAUGAAACGGUCCGGAUGCAGUGUAACUUCAACCUGGACGACGAGAAACUCUACUCCGUGAAAUGGUACAAAGAUGGCCACGAGUUUUACCGUUUCGUGCCCCAGGACAACCCAAGGGUGCAGACGUUUCUGGUGCCAGGGGUGAAUGUAAACACGGACAACUCCACGGAGAAAUCGGUGGUGCUGAAGAACGUGAACCUAACCAGCUCGGGGAGGUAUCGUUGCGAGGUGUCAGCGGAGGCUCCGGCGUUCCAAACGGUCUCGGAUCACGCGGACAUGACGGUCGUCGUGCUGCCUGACGAGGGGCCACGGAUAACCGGCGGACGUUCGCGCUACCAAGUUGGGGAGGUUGUUCGUAUGAACUGCACGUCCGCACCCUCGAAACCCGCUGCCCUGUUGACUUGGUUCAUCAACGGCGACCCGGCUGAUACCCAGUACCUGAAGGGGCCGCACAUAACCGCGGUGGACGAGAAGGGCCUGGAGACCGCGGUAUUGGGCUUGGAGUUCCGUGUCGCCAACAAACACUUCAAGCGGGGCGACAUGAAGCUAAAGUGCUUGGCGACAAUAGCGACCGUCUACUUGCAGAGCAACGAGGAGAGCGUGGAGGGGGACGAGAGGAUCCUGAAAGCACCUGUAAUGGAGAGCCGCGAGACCAGGGCGCAGAGCCAUACUCGCAACGACUUAACCAACGGAAGCAGAACGCCAACGUCGCCGACCUCGAUGCUGAUCAUGGCCCCGAUCACCUGGCUGGUUCUCGGCCGAUAAUAACACAUUUUUCCACGUCGCUUCCUACGAGUGUAAGACGAGUACAUUAGGAGAAUCUCGUUCCCAUCGUAUCUAAAUACCUAACAGUUAAGCCGCGUAAUCAUAAUUAAAUAUCAUAUCGAUAAAGAAUGAGAAGAAGAUGAAAAAAGAAAAGAAGGCGAAAGAAGAGAUGAGAAAAGAGAAAUGGUAAGGCCGGCCAUCAUCGUCCGCGUACAAACACAUUGGCGGGUCCAGCGAACCGGUUCCCGGACACGUCUUCUCGCGCAUCGUUCGUUUCCGCCACGGGACAAUGACACUUUUUUACUGUUUUUACCAUCGAGGACCGACGGCAGUGCCAAACGAAAGCUCCGCGGCCUGAUCAAGAACCAUAUUUCCGGAGUGUCCGCGUGUCGGGCACGGCCCUCGGUUGGCGGACCAUUUUUUAUCAAUUUUUCACUCGAUAUAUUUUCCGAUCGAACGAACUUGAUUUUCCUGCCAAAAUUGAUUCUCGCGAUCCGCAUUCGAUUCGAUAUAAACGGUUGAUUUGACUACUGCGGGUGAUUUUAGCGACAGCAACCCGACCGACAACCGACGCGUCGGAAAAACCAUAAGCGGGGGAGAAAGUGCCGCGGAGUUCGGACUAUACGCUGCCGCCGGUCCGUUAAGGGGGGAAA